This is a messenger RNA of Diorhabda sublineata, 4032 nucleotides long. Its product is annotated as traB domain-containing protein. Bases 132 to 1271 code for a protein of 379 amino acids. The record is from RefSeq and is a predicted model, not a curated record. The transcript has 6 exons. NCBI's taxonomy places the organism in Eukaryota, Metazoa, Arthropoda, Insecta, Coleoptera, Chrysomelidae.
AACGUUCCGUUCUUUUAAAAAGAACACAGCUGUUUUCCUGACAGCGAUUACAAAAAGUUGAAAUUUUUAGUUCUUUUAUUAUUUUGAUUUACUAAUAUUAUAGGUUUUACAUAGAAAAAUAAUUCGUCAUAAUGGAUAAUUCUCUAACUAAUUUUGAAUUAACAGAAAGUACGGUUAAAAUAGAUCCGGAUACGGAGAACGGUUCCGGUUCGGAUAAAAGCGAUCCAAUAGAAAUCGUAAGUUUAGGGGAUGCUGAAUCCUCCAGCAGUAAAUCCGACGACGAUUUCGAUAAUAAUUUACCGAAAACGGUUACUCUUCUAAGACAUGAAAAGACUGGCGCAAAAGUGUAUCUUAUCGGUACAGCACAUUUCAGUAAAGAAUCGCAAGAAGAUGUAAGAAAAGUUAUAACAACCGUUCUUCCACAUGUAGUUGUUCUAGAACUUUGCAGCUCUAGAACAAAUAUUUUAGCUUUAGACGAAGAAACUAUUUUACAGGAAGCCAAAAAUAUUGAUAUGCAAAAAAUUUUGAGUACAAUUAGAAGUAAUGGACUCUAUAAUGGGUUAAUUUAUUUACUUGUGCUCAAUAUGAGUGCUUAUUUAACUAAAGAAAUUGGUAUGGCUCCCGGUGGAGAAUUUAGAGUUGCUUUUAAAGAGGCUUCCAAUAUUCCUAAUUGCACUAUACACCUUGGAGACCGUUCUAUGUCCAUCACAUUACAAAGGGCUUUGGCGAGGCUUUCGUGGUUUCAAACUGUGAAAUUAGCAUGGCAUCUACUUACUUCAAAGGAACCUAUCACUGUAGAAGAUAUAGAAAAAUGUAAGGAAAAAGAUAUGCUGGAGCAGGUAUUAUCAGAUUUUUCUGAACAAUAUCCCGCGUUCAAGGAAGUUUUUUUAGAUGAAAGAGACAUUUAUUUGACAAAUUCCUUACAACAGGCUGUCCAAUCGAGAUCGAAAUCCUCGCAAGAAGGUGACUUUGAACACGAGCCUAUACGUGUAGUGGGUGUCGUCGGUAUGGGUCACACACCAGGAAUUAAAAAACUUUGGCCUACGAGUCAAGAGCAUAACGUAAACUCUAUAGUCACGAUCCCACCUCCUUCGUUAACAUCUAAAAUCAUCAAAAGGGCUUAUAAGAUAACUUUAUUAGCCUUCGGGGGUUAUUUGGUGUACAAAUUCGUUCCAGUACCAAAAUUUUUGAAAGAAAAUACUCAUAUUGUUGCUCAAAAAAUAUUGAUAGGCUUGAGAGCCGAAAACAAUUUUAGGUUAAGCUUAAACUGAGUUUUUUCUUGUUUUUUUAAAACCCUAACCAUUUUAAAUUAGUUUUUUAAUAGACUGAAUUUAGAUUAUUGGAAAUUUAAUUUAUUUUUUAUCCGGAUUAUUAAAUACUAGUUGUCCCAAAUUUUUGGAUGAGUACAAUUAUUUGUGGAUAAACAGGGCCACAAUUGAGUUGUAAUACAUGGAACCAUUCGUCUUGGACACCCCAGGGGUAAUUUUUUCUCAAAUUUUUCGACGGGAAAUACAAAUUUUUGAUUCUUUUCAAUUACCGUUCUAGGAAAAAAUAUUUCUCAUAAUAUAAUCAACUGAAAUUGGGUUUUUUUUAUUUUUUUUUGUAAAAAAACUGAUGAUUUACCCCUUUUAAGAACUUUUUUCGUUAAGAAAUCCUUUUUUUAGAAUCUUAUUACAUAUUUUUUGUUAUUUAAUGAUUUCUUUUUGCUUCCAAUUUCUAAUUACAGACUUCAAUAUAUAUUUUAUUCUCUAUUAUCUUUUAAUAGUAAAUUCGAAUGGUUUUAACUGUUUUUUUCACUUAAAAACUGUUAUUUUGAUCCUUUAAGGACUUAACAUGAUAUUUCUUGUGUUAAGAUGUCCUCUAGAAUCUAGCACAACUUCGAAGCUGUUAUUUUUGUCCUUUAAGGACUUAAUCCACUUUCCUUAAUCCAGAUAUUUUACGAUUUUUCUUUUAUAGAAUCAUAUGUACAUGCCUCUAAUGUCCUUUAAUCCUUUUAGUUUGUAUUUCGUAUUGCCUCUAGGACCUAAUGUAUCUGCAAAUAUCUUAUUUUAGUCCUUUGAGAACUAUAUCCAUUGAAAAAUCUUCUAUUUUAGAUUUUUUGUACGUUGUCGUGAAUUAGAUAAUUUGUAUGUCCUUUAAUCCUUCUAGUUUGUAUUUCGUAAUGCCUCUAGAACCUAACACAUCUUCGAAGCUGUUAUUUUUAUCCUUUAAGGGCUCAAUCCACUGAGAAUUCCUCCACUUUCCUUAAUCCGGUUAUUUUACGAUUUUUCUUGUAUUGAAUCAUUUGUACAUGCCUCAAAUGUCCUUUAAUCCUUCUAGUAUGUAUUUCGUAUUGCCUCUAGGAUCUAAUGUAUCUGCAAAUAUCUUAUUUUAGUCCUUUGAGGACUAUAUCCAUUGAAAAAUCCUCUAUUUUAGAUUUUUUGUACUUUGUCUUGAAUUAGAUAAUUUGUAUGUUCUUUAAUCCUUCUAGUUUGUAUUUCGUAAUGCCUCUAGGACCUAGCACAUCCUCUAAGGACUCUAUGGAUUAAGAAAUCCUCUUAUUUCAGAUAUUUUGUGAUUUUUAUUGCAUCAUGUGAUUUGUAUAUACUUUUAUUAUUCUUUAAUCCUCCUAGUUUGUAUUGUGUAUUGCCUUUUCAAUCUAGCGCAUCCCCAUAGCGCCAUAUUGGACAAAUAUCAUCUUGUAUCAUAAUAUUUUGUUGUCUUAAUGACAUUCAAUCUAAAUUUUUACAAUUUUUUCAUCAAGAAACUUGCAAAUCAGUUUUUUAAUGGCUUCCUCAUCAUCUCCUCCAACUUAUUUCGGGUUUUUAUUCUUAUUAGUCCUGUCUUUUGAACCCCAUAGCUCCCUAUGGGACAUGUACCACCUUGUACUAAAGUAUUUUGUUUUUAAAUGAAAUUCAAUUAGAAUUUUUGAAUUUUUUUUCCAAAAAAAUGAUAAAUCAGUCAUUUGAAGGAUUCAUUAAUAAAAAAAAUCAUCCCUUCCAUAUUUUUAUUGUUUUCUUAAUAGUAUUGUCUCCUGAAGUUAGCCCACCCCCAUAUUGGAACGGUAACCAUCUUGUAAUUUAAUAUUUUGUUCUUUUAUGACAUUUUCCAAGUAACCAUUUAUUUCCUUCCAUUUAAAAAUCGAUUUACUUCUAUUUUUCUCUCUAAUUGUCCCCCAGCUUAAUUGAAGAAUAUCCUGUAUUAAUAAUUCCCUCAGUAAAUCUACCCCAAUCGAUUGAUUCUACAACUGAAUAUUCCUUUGAUCUCAUUUGUGGCCUCCCUCGGAAUCUAUUUUACCCCAUACGGGCGUUAAUUUCCCAGUUUGUUUCAAAUCCGGAAGCAAAAAAACUUUAGAAAAGGCUGUGUGUGAUAAAUUACUUUUAAUUAAAGGUCAAGGUGUUUUUUUAUUACAUUCCGAACUAUAUUAACCCUAAAAAAAGAAGGGAGUUUAUUUAUUAUUAUUAACUGGUUUAGGGGGUUGGAUUUAUGAAUACAUUAACCAUUUAACGUAUAGUUAUAUUACUUUCAUCUAUUAAAAAUAUUAAAAAAUUAAUCGGAAGACUUUUUGGCAGGAUAUCUUAAGUACUUGAAUAUUUUAUCUUGCCAUAUUUUGAUUGGAGGUUCAUACAAUUUUAUUGUCAUCUUAAAAUAGGCGAGGGAAAUUGUUAUAAAAGAAAAAAAAUAAUACCAAUUAAUUGGUAGCACCCUAAAUUUAUUUGGGGGUAUGAAAAAUGUUUUUUUUUACUAAAUUUAAGUCAAAGGUGUGAAUUAUUUAUGCCUUUUAGUUAAUUUUUCCCCUUAUGGGGUUGAAUAUCACUAGUUUUUGAUACAAUUUUAUUAAUUAAAAUAUUUAUUUUUGAUAAUUCUUAUUAAUGUAAAAAUUUUAAAAACAUGGGGUUACCUUACAACAUUAUUAAAGUUAUUUAAGGAUUCGUUUAUAUCGGUAAUGAACCUCCAAUUUAAAUCUUGUCGGCUGCACAACGGAACCCCAAAUUAGAAGCAGAACUAUCUUUGGUAUUGGACGAUCUAGCAGCGCAACGAUACCUCCAACAA